AUGGCGAAGCCGAGAACAAACAGCGACAGUGGCGAUGCUUCCGCGCCGCAUUCCUCCAGGCCUUCGCGUCUAGGCUCCCUUUCGGCCCUUGUUAAAAUACGGCGCAAGGGCUCUGUCAAGGAGCAUCCCUCAUCGUCGCACAACAAACCAAUCACGACACACAGUGAAUACGAUCUUGCCGAUACUCACACGUUGCAACAAACCGACUCGGCCUCGUUAUAUGAACCCGACUGCCAUGGCCGCGAGCUGCAUUCUCUCUGUCAACGCCUGCGCCCCUCACCCAUUACUCCGAGCCAAAUCGAUCACACGUAUAACGAGUUCAUUAAAGUGAAGGACCGCGGCAACUCGUUGUGCCUCAGCAUCAUGCAAGAGGAGCUCAAACCUCUUCGUGGCUCCCCCAGCGCUCACGAACCGCUCCAGCGUCAAGAUUCAUAUAUCGAGUCACCGCUCAGCCCCGGCCAACGUGACAAUCGAAGUUCAUUCAGCGGGAGGAGCCUCGUCGAUGUUGUUUCCGCAAAUGGCGUUAAUCGCCUUGGAAUACACGGCGCUGAACUGUGGAUUGGCCCCAUUCGCGACUGGCACGCCUCCGUUGAGUUACUCGUUGACGCCUUUCAAACCAGCCUGGCGGAGACCUAUAAGACGUACGAGAAAGAUGCAUCGCCUGACAUGAUUGAAGCCCUAUUUGACAAUAAACGAUUUCGACGAGAUGCAAUCACACGCAUGCGCAAUGCUUCUGUCACCCGAGUAUUGGCCCCGGACCCCCAAUUCUUUCCAAGAUAUGAAAUUCGAUUUAGAAACUUCGAAAAGGCCAAGCAGGAGCUGACUGUCGUUCGACAAAUUCUCCAGACAGCUCAAUCAGCUAUCUCGCCUUCGCGAGAAGUUCGUGAAAUCAUCAUCUCGGAGCGUGGAGACGCAGUUCUAGAAUUUGCAAACCACCACGCUGGCUGCUCGCCCAACGAUCCGGUUUUGCGAUUCCGGGUUUCAUCUCACAUGCUGGCUGAGACAUCGCCUAUAUUUGCACACAUGUUUUCCGGUCACGCGAGCAGCGUACAACUGCACGAAGCUGAAGACAUCACCGCACAGCUGCCCCCGCCGCGAACCAAGUAUUACUUUGACAGCGGGACAGCGGCCUGGCUAUACCGUAUGCCCCAAAGAGAAACGAAUCACCUGGAAUCGCUCUCCACCCUUCUGCACGCGGCCCACAUGCAUAACGGGGAAGUACCGCGGGAUAUCAGCUUUGAUAAAUUUGUGGCGAUUGCAGAAUGCUCAAUACGGUACAAGAGCACCUCGCCUCUUGAGCUGAUGGUUGAGCACCGAUGGUUGCCGCAGUGGAUGCAUCGCGGCGCGGAUGACAUGCCCGACGGCCUCCUGCUCAUCAGUUACGCAUUCGGCUCCCGUGGCUUAUUCAGUAGGAUGUCCAAGAGUGCCAUCUUCCAUCUAGUCGACGAGAAAGAUCUGCAAAGCAAACCGUGGCCACAAAAGAUAAAGGACAAGAUCUGGGCUGUGCGCUCGACUAAGAUUGCGCAACUCCAUGACUGCUGUACGGCGGCCUUACAAGAAUAUACAAAACCCCCGACAAGCGAGCCGGCCAUAGCUCCGGAGCCGGAAGAGCCGCCCCCGACAAUAUGGGGAAGUUUAGGCAACGUUGCACCGCAGAACCCCACGUUAGCUCUCACAACGACGCCGAGGUGUCCGAAAGGAAGUCACUGGUGCGACGCGACAAAUCUUGGCUGGCUCAUGAUGCUGUUCAACAAUAUGAAUAUGCUGUCUACUGUCAUGCAGUCGAAGGCUCUGACUGGCGAGUCAAAGGUACCGUUUGCGUCAAAGAGCUUGGCUCAAACAGUUGACCUACUUCGACUGCUACCGAGUUCUCCUGCCCCCGUACACCGGGGCGGUGUCUGCGACCCGAUCCCGGCGUUCCGAACAGCGGUCGCAGAUAUAUACAACAGUGUUAGCGGUCUUACCCUCUUCGACAUUAGCCAGAAGAGUCACGGCUGGGCGCUAUCUAAGCAUGCCAUGUUGGAGCCCCAAUCACAGGUCGCCACGGGACUCGGGCGCAUGGCCGCUCCCCACGACGACUACACCGUCGCGAAUGAGUUUCCGGAGACCGUCCUGCUGCAGAUUCUCAGCACAGUGACCGACAUUGCGGACCUCCAUGCCGCAGCCCGCGUCAACCGGGCGUUUUAUGAGACGUACAAGACGUACGAGCUGCUUCUGAUGCGCAACAUUCUGCGUGCGGGCCAGAUCCGCAGAGGCUCGGUGACGCACCCGGUGCCGCUGACCACGAACAAUGCCGAGGCCAAGAUGAAAAAGUCAGAGUCGGACCAGCUCAAGGAGCGCAUGAUCGAUGACAGAACAGACUCCGCAGUGGUGGAUAGUGGUGACGAUGACCAGACUACGGAUUCGGACAGCGAUGCGGAAAGCGACGAGAUGCCCGUGGCGGCCACCCCGGCGGAGCGCCCCGAGGAGCCCAGUGGCUCAACACGCAUGCAAGCUGAAGACGUGGUCAACUCGGUCCUGUCGAGCCUCCAGCCAAGCGAGCGGGCCGACCCCCCCGAGGCCGAUGAGGACGUUAGGGACCUGCGCGAAGCGCCCAUGACGGAGGAAGAAGCGCGGCGGAUCUUGUGGCCCGACGAUGUUGACGAGCCGACGACGACAUCCACGGGCGCCAACGGCGCGCAAGAUGAGAUUGAUCGCGGCCUGCGUGAGAAGUUCCUCCAUGGACUGGUCUCGGAAUGCCUCGAGGACAAGACGCUGAUGCUCGUCAACGAGAAGCGGCUCUUGCACGAGACGGCCAAGUAA
Messenger RNA from Cordyceps fumosorosea ARSEF 2679, 2802 nucleotides. RefSeq lists its product as hypothetical. Lineage: Eukaryota; Fungi; Ascomycota; Sordariomycetes; Hypocreales; Cordycipitaceae. The record is from RefSeq and is a predicted model, not a curated record. The coding region runs from base 1 to 2802 and encodes 933 amino acids. The transcript is spliced from 3 exons.